This is a messenger RNA of Capronia epimyces CBS 606.96, 1329 nucleotides long. Its product is annotated as sterol 24-C-methyltransferase. The transcript has 3 exons. Gene Ontology annotation, biological process: ergosterol biosynthetic process. Bases 1 to 1329 code for a protein of 442 amino acids. Lineage: Eukaryota; Fungi; Ascomycota; Eurotiomycetes; Chaetothyriales; Herpotrichiellaceae. Gene Ontology annotation, molecular function: sterol 24-C-methyltransferase activity. The record is from RefSeq and is a predicted model, not a curated record. Gene Ontology annotation, cellular component: endoplasmic reticulum.
AUGGCACCCGACGGGAAGAGGUCAGCUCCGAAGCAAACAGACACGAACAGGGAUACGACAUUUGCAAACGUCGUCUCUGCCUACACCUCGCGGUUUGGGAAGAACGACGACCAAUCGACCGUGACGGAAGAGCAGCGCAGAAAAAGGCAGCAUGCUGCAGCUGAACUGGCAGAUUCAUACUACGAUUUCGCCAGUACGGCGUACGAGAAUGGCUGGAGCACGCACUUCCACUACACGCCAUUUGCGGCCCACGACACCAUCCAGUCGGCACUGGCCUUCUACGAGCAUCGACUCGCGCUGCUCAUGGGCUUGAAGCCCGGCAUGAAGGUUCUCGACGUGGGCUGCGGCAUCGGCGGGCCGGCUCGCGAAAUCGCCAAAUUCAUCGGAUGCCACGUCGUCGGCGUCACCAUCAACCAGUCCCAGGUCGACCGGGCCACAUAUCUCACUGCGCAGGAGGGAUUGAGCAAGAGCUGUACGUUUGUCAAGGCGGAUUUUUUGAAUCUUCCCUUCCCCCCAUCCAGUUUCGAUGCCGCCUACGCCAUCGAAGCCACCGUCCACUCGCCGUCCCUUGUGGCCGUGUACGCCAAUGUCGCGCGCGUGCUGAAACCCGGCGCUGUCUUCGGUCUCAGUGAGUGGGUCAUGACCCCGACUUUCGACCCGUCGAAUCCGAAACACUGCGCCAUCCGCAACCGGCUGGAGCGCGGCAACGGCUUGUGUAAUCUGCACACGAGCGACCAGGCGCGCGCGGGAAUGGUCGCCGCGGGAUUCGACCUCUUUCACGACGAAGACUAUGCCCAGCAUUUCGCAUACAUGUCGCAAGGACGAAAAGCCGAGCAUGACCAUGAUAAUCACGGGCGGCAACAACAGCAGCAGCAACAACAACAGCAGCAGCAACAACAGCAGCAACAACAACCGCCGCCCGUCCUGGACCCCAUGGACCCAAGUACGUCCACACCAGGCUCUCCGACGGCCUUGCCGCCAUUGCCAUCGCCAUCGCCAUCGUCAUUCUCGCCUCGCGCCUGUGUGACGCCCUAUGCCCAUCGACACUGGUGGUGGCCGCUCGAAGGCAACACCGCCCUAGCCACCACCUGGACAGACUACUGGACGGCAUGGAAGAUGUCGACGUGGCCGCGGCGACUGUGCUAUGGUCUGCUGUGGACGCUGGAACGACUCCACAUAGCGGACCGGGGUUCCUGCGAGGCCAUGACCACUCUCGCCUAUUGUGUCGACAGCGCGGUCGAGGCUGGUCGUGAAGCCAUCUUCACUCCGUGCUGGUGGUUCAUAGGACGGAAAUGCAUCGAGGUAGACUCUCCCGCUAGUGGUUCAUAG